CGCUCCAAAUACCGGUACACAGCCUACAUAUGAACGAUAUUUUAUAGCGAUCUGAUAUAAUUUUGAAUCAGGUAUCGCCUUGGUUUGUGUUGAUUAUGACGGUAUUGAUAUUAUACGUGAGUAAAUAUUCGUAUAAUGUCAAGUGAAUGUUUCGUCUUUCGGUUUUAAGUAAUGCGCCACCCCUGCGAACAUUCCAACUGUGGUGUCAUCCGUGACUAGGCCUAUGCAGUAGGGAGUUGUUUGGAGGACCCCCCCCACUCGGCUGUAAAGAUACGGCCUUCGGGGCGUGGUACACAACACGAAAAAAAGAAAGAAAAAAAGAGCCGGAGACGGAAGGAGAGCUUCAGUCAAUUCUGGCUGACCGCGGCUGAGCUUAUGAUGCCGACGUUGCGGGACAGCACCAUGUCCCACCCCGGCGAGAAUUCCCAUCAAGUCCGGGUGAAAGCCUACUACAAAGGGGACAUCAUGAUCACCCACUUUGAGCCGUCCAUCUCGUACGAGGGCCUGCACGGCGAAGUGCGAGACAUGUGCUCCAUGGACAACGACCAGCUCUUCACCAUGAAGUGGAUUGACGAGGAAGGUGACCCGUGCACUUUAUCUUCUCAGCUGGAGCUGGAAGAAGCACUGCGCCUCUAUGAACUCAACAAGGACUCUGAGCUCAUCGUUCACGUGUUCCCAUGUAUACCAGAGAAACCCGGCAUGCCAUGUCCUGGAGAAGACAAGUCCAUCUAUCGGCGGGGAGCGCGGCGCUGGAGGAAGCUCUACUUCGCUAGCGGCCACUCCUUUCAGGCCAAACGCUUCAACAGGAGAGCGCAUUGCGCCAUCUGCACGGACCGCAUCUGGGGUCUCGGCCGACAGGGCUACAAGUGCAUCAACUGCAAACUGCUGGUGCACAAGAAGUGCCACAAGAUGGUCACUGUGGAAUGCGGCCGGCCCAUCAUACAGGAGCCAAUUAUGCCCGGUCAACCACCCAGCAGUCAUUUAGACCCAUCGGAACAGUCAGGCCCCCAGAAUAAAGACUCCAGAGAAAGCUUGACUUACGAUGGAGAGGAGAAAGAGGCGCGGAACAGCCGCGACACGGGGAAGUCACCCUCCAGCCUGGGCUUGGCCGACUUCGACCUGCUGCGGGUGAUCGGCCGAGGCAGCUACGCCAAAGUGCUGCUUGUGCAGUUGAAGAAGACCGAGCGCAUCUACGCCAUGAAGGUGGUCAAGAAGGAGCUGGUCAACGAUGACGAGGACAUCGACUGGGUCCAGACGGAAAAACACGUCUUUGAGCAAGCAUCCAAUCAUCCCUUCCUGGUGGGCCUGCACUCCUGCUUCCAGACAGAAAGCAGACUCUUCUUUGUUAUUGAAUAUGUGAAUGGCGGCGACCUCAUGUUUCACAUGCAGAGACAACGGAAGCUUCCAGAAGAGCACGCCAGAUUCUAUUCUGCUGAAAUCAGUCUGGCGCUCAACUACCUUCACGAGCGCGGCAUCAUCUACAGAGAUCUCAAACUCGACAACGUGCUGCUCGACUCCGAGGGACACAUCAAACUCACAGACUACGGCAUGUGCAAGGAGGGCUUGAGACCCGGCGAUACGACGAGCACUUUCUGCGGCACCCCGAACUACAUCGCUCCCGAAAUACUCCGAGGAGAAGAUUACGGCUUCAGCGUGGACUGGUGGGCGCUUGGCGUGCUGAUGUUUGAGAUGAUGGCGGGCCGGUCGCCCUUCGACAUUGUGGGAAGCUCCGACAAUCCCGACCAGAACACAGAAGACUACCUCUUCCAAGUCAUAUUGGAAAAACAGAUCCGAAUUCCCCGCUCACUGUCGGUCAAAGCUGCGAGCGUCCUGAAGGGAUUCCUCAACAAGGAUCCCAAGGAGCGUCUGGGCUGCCACCCUCAAACAGGCUUUGCUGACAUCAUGGGCCAUCCCUUCUUCAGAAACGUCGACUGGGACCUCCUGGAGCAAAAGCAGGUGGUCCCUCCCUUUAAGCCCAACAUCUCAGGUGAAUUCGGCCUGGACAACUUUGACGCACAGUUCACCAACGAGCCCAUCCAGCUGACGCCUGACGACGACGACGUGGUGAAGAAGAUCGAUCAGUCCGAGUUUGAGGGCUUCGAGUACAUCAACCCGCUGCUGAUGUCUGCUGAGGAGUGUGUAUGAAGGGAGUCACACGCACACACAGUUACACACAGUUACACACGUGCCAGUGUCUUCACGUUACGAGGCGACCCGACGGUAUCGUCGUCAUUCGUAGUUUUUGUCGUUUGCCAAAGGCGACCCGACGAUAUCAUCAUUCAUAGUUUUUGUUGUUGCCAAAGGCAGUUUCGCACUCUGCCAGUUUGGACCACUUGUCCUUAAGUCUUCUUUUUAUGAAUUAUUUUUAUAUGUUGUCGAUAUAAAAAUACAAAUGUAAAAAUAUUCAACUGCACUGAUAUCUUUGUGUCAUCGGGGGCCUCUCUACCAAGUUCUUCCAAGGUACUUACUGUACACAGACUCAUUUGAAUGGGAUCUACAAAACUGCUGUUGAUUAACAUUUAGCCCCCUUUGUAUUUUUUAAAGCUCGUUCAUCACGCCUCUUUCUCAAAACUCUAAAUAUGGAAAAACGAUAUAUAUUUUUUUAUUUAACUACAGACGUGUGUUGUCCGUGUGCAGCCUGAGGAUCGGAACUGGAGUUGAGUCAGCUAAAAUACUGUGAACAAACGUAGCGCAUUAGUCAGACUUCAACAGUCACCCACGACCCAAAAAAUAAACCCCCACAUUUCUGGUACCUGUACAUCUAAAAAAAAAUGAGUGUAUCUUCUCAAAUAGUGGCUGUUUGCCACCUAGAAAAUAAAUAUAAAUAAGCACCUACCACCAAAAACAGUCUAUCAAAAAAGUGUGGAUAAUAAUGAUAUUCUGUCAAGAAGGAAAGAAGAAUUAGGUAACUUUAAAAUCAUUGACUAAAUCUGUUGCGAACCAAAACAGCAACACUGACAGAGUCACGUAAACAAAGUCUUAGGAUGAAUUGAACUUUUGUCUGUGCUUGUUUAGUGCAUCGUCUCGGUUCUCUGGAUGGAUGUCAUGAUUUUAUUUAUUUUUUUAGCUCCCGUUUAACGUAACAUAAUUUCGACUUGACUUUGAAGGCCACCAUUUUGUGAAAUACGCAAAUAUCCCAUCUUGUGCUGGUCUGUUUGUGUCCCCCCCUCUUAUUACUUCAUUCCACGUAAAAGAUCAACAGGUUGAAGCACAGUUGAGGCUUUAGAACUGUUCUAUUUUCUUACAACACAAUCCUGUAGAUUAUUUUCUGAAUGAUUCCACUAAUUUAAAACACUAAGCGAAAUCCUGUGAGAAACAUAUUCUGUUACCUUUGUUUAUUUUUUUUUAUUGUUACUACUUUUUAUUAUUUGUAAUCAUCAGAUUGAGUAUGAAAUGUUACUGGGUGUGUUUUGGAAAGCACCCGCAGAACUCUGUUGACAUUUUAUUAUUGUGCAAGAGGAAAACAGUCAAAUAAACAUUUUAUUUCUCCUUGUGGUAAAAAAAAAAGUUGCCAUUUUGUA
This is a messenger RNA of Syngnathus typhle (broad-nosed pipefish), 3521 nucleotides long. RefSeq names its product protein kinase C, iota (gene prkci). The record is from RefSeq and is a predicted model, not a curated record. Gene Ontology annotation, molecular function: protein serine/threonine kinase activity; protein binding; ATP binding. NCBI's taxonomy places the organism in Eukaryota, Metazoa, Chordata, Actinopteri, Syngnathiformes, Syngnathidae. The transcript has 19 exons. The coding region runs from base 376 to 2145 and encodes 589 amino acids. Gene Ontology annotation, biological process: protein phosphorylation.